Messenger RNA from Acanthaster planci (crown-of-thorns starfish), 1921 nucleotides. It is a transcript of the gene tbc1d7, whose product is annotated as TBC1 domain family member 7. Gene Ontology annotation, molecular function: GTPase activator activity. Gene Ontology annotation, biological process: negative regulation of TOR signaling; activation of GTPase activity. The record is from RefSeq and is a predicted model, not a curated record. Lineage: Eukaryota; Metazoa; Echinodermata; Asteroidea; Valvatida; Acanthasteridae.
UUUGAUGAAGCUGCCAAACGCGACGUCGACGGUGAACGUUUCCGUCAUUAAUGCACUGAAAAUAUGAUUGACAUAAACACAAACUGUUCCUUUUUCCGCCAUGCUUGAAGUUGAGGACACCGCAAGUCACCGAGGUUAUAUUUAAGGGGGAGGAAAUCAGCCUUAGGUAGAGCUAGAGAACGUCUUCAACACAUGGAACAGUUUACCUGACCAUAGUUAAGAACCUUUGUAAUUGUAAAUAAUGUCACACCUCAGCCUGGCAGGCCUGCUUUACAUCGCCUUCAAAUACUAGUUGUGUUCAUAUGCCUGCGCUGUCGUCAUGAUUGUGUGAAGUUUUAACUUGCUCUUUGCAGGGAAGGCCGCUUCAGUCCAUGGUCUUUUUUUACCUCCAUGUUUGAACUGAACAAACGACAAUACUACUGCCCAAGGAAUGAGUGAAAAUUGAAGCCCAAUGGCAGACGGUAGGAAUUUUAGGUCGCAUUACUACGAGAAGGUUGGAUUUCGAGGGGUGGAAGAGAAGAAAUCUCUUCAGAUUCUUCUGAAAGAUGACCCUUUGGAUGUCGGGAAGCUGUCUAUGUUUUGUCUUCGUUUUCCACUACCAGCGAUGUUCAGACCGCUCGUGUGGAAGGUCAUCCUCGGUAUUGUUCCGCCCCAUCCGACCACGCACGACUUUGUCAUGCAGCAGCGACGGGAACAGUGCAACGACCUCCGCGGUGCUCUGAGGGUCAUGGGACUAGUUGAUGAUGGGACUCCGUUGAGCAACGAAUUUCUCAAGAUGUUCCUCCUUGAAGAGAGAAGAUUGCCAUUGGAAGAUGAUCAGUUGAAUAUCGAGUGUCUGGAGGAGGAAUCGUUUGUCUCCUUGGCUGAGACUGCCACAGACAUCUUUGACGAUGAAGUCGACGCUUACUGGAUCGCCGUCAAAAUCCGACGCCAGUUGAUUGAGAAAGAUUUCAUAUUGCAGUUGUCGCAGCGAUUUGUUACCCAACUCCAGAAAGAUGACCCCCAGUUGAUACGACACCUGGAGAGCACCGGAACGCUGAGCCGCAUGGGACCCGUCUACAAGGCUUGGUUUGGAGGUAUCUUUGCAGGGGUAAUCCCAUCUGGACCUCUUGGGAGGGUGUGGGAUCGUUUGCUUGGAGGUGCCGUCUACAUCACGGCCUAUGUUGCUCAGGUUUUUGUUCUAACUUAUCGGAGGCAGCUCUUGGGCAUGGCCAAGUAUGAUGCAAUCCUAAAGUUUCUGCUCAAGGUGCCACCUGAUAGUGCUGAAAUGUUGGUAAAUGAGGCAAUUGAAAGAUGGGAGAGCAGUGGGAACCAGACCAAGCCAGAUGCAUUGUAAUGCAAUAAGAGAAAGGCACCAGACUAAUGGCGAGUCAAGCGACGGAGGGUGCUCAGUAGUGGGCGUGGCUAACAUGGAGCUUGUGGCAGAGAAUGCAGCCUAGGUUAAGAUGCUGUGGGUGAAGGGUACCAGACCACACCAGAUGCAUCAUAAUGCACUGGAAAGCUUCCAAUUUGAGACGCCAGACUAUGGAUUUCCUUCUCGCUUCUCGCUUUUGUACCAUAAAACUGACUCUAAAAAGAUGUUGUCUUGAAUCGAAGAUGUGUAAUUUUAUUUCCAAGUCUGCCCUUUGCUCGUUGUGCGUUCAGCACAUCGUCUUGUAGUGAAAUGGUCUUUCACAGUUCACUCAGUAAGUAAGCAAAGUCAGACGUUAAUUUGCCUCUGUACACCCUGUGAGGUUGAUUUUGUAGCGUGGUUGCAGGGAGCGUUGGCAAGCAAGGAUUUUUUAAUUUUGAAGUCAAUUUUGUGUAUAUUGGUCUUUACAUCUAUGAGUUGUGCAAUGAAAAAUCCCUUGAGUUUCUUGAGUUUUAUUCUAAAUAAAGAAACAAAUGGGUACUGAGAUUUCUUUUAAAGUUUUGUAAAUGA